Phytophthora sojae is the source of this 1458-nucleotide messenger RNA. RefSeq lists its product as hypothetical. The record is from RefSeq and is a predicted model, not a curated record. NCBI's taxonomy places the organism in Eukaryota, Oomycota, Peronosporomycetes, Peronosporales, Peronosporaceae. The coding region runs from base 1 to 1458 and encodes 485 amino acids. The transcript is spliced from 2 exons. Gene Ontology annotation, molecular function: manganese ion binding; metalloaminopeptidase activity.
AUGCGCUACUACGGUUUUGAUGACCUCGUGCUGACGCGUCUCCUGCUCUAUCGCAACCGCAAGACGCUGCUUCAGGCACUUGACCGCACUGGCCGCGCGCUGGCGGACCCGGCCGAGGGCUACGAGCUGUUCCCCAUCGACUUCUCGAUGCACGUGCAGAUCCGCCAGAACGUGGUGCAGCGCUUCCUGCAGACGCACCCGGAGGCCAAGGGCAGCGCGGCCGCCAUCCUGCUGCACGGCGGCGUGGAACUGGACCGCUACGACACGGACAUCCAGUACAACUUCCACCAGGAGAGCUUCUUCCAGUACCUCUUCGGCGUGCGCGAGCCCGGGUGCGCCGGCCUGCUGGACCUGGCCACGCGCCGGGCCGUGCUGUUCGUGCCGCGCCUGAGCGACGAGUGGGAGCUCUGGUGCGGCGACCGCAAGCCGCUGGCCUACUUCAAGGCGCACUACAAGGUGGACGAGGUCUACUACGUGGACGAGCUGGCGGCCGUGCUGGCCGACAAGCUCAAGGCCAAGAAGCUCUUCGUUCUGCACGGCAAGAACUCGGACAGUGGCCUGGAGACCACCACCACGUCUACGUUCGAGGGCAUCGACAAGUUCGAGGUGGACCGGCAGGCGCUGCACCCGGUGCUGGUCGAGAGCCGCGUCAUCAAGACGGAGAAGGAGCUCGAGCUGCUGCGCUUCGUCAACAAGCUGUCGUCGCGCGCGCACGUGAACGUGAUGAAGAGCAUCCGGCCGGGCAAGAUGGAGUUCCACGCCGAGAGCGACUUCCUGCACUACGUGUACAGCAACGGCGGCGCGCGCUUCCACGCGUACACGUGCAUCUGUGGCAGCGGCCACAACGCCUCGGCCCAGCACUACGGCCAUGCCGGAGCUCCCAAUGACAAGCUGUUGGAGGACGGCGAUCCGUUCCUGAACGAUAUGGGUGGUGAGCUCCAUGGCUACGCUUCAGACAUCACGUGCACAGUUCCAGUUAAUGGAAAGGUUACAGAUGACCAGAGGAUGCUGUAUGAGGUGGUGCUUAAGGCUCACGACACUGUGAUGGCAGCGAUCAGACCGGGGGUGAGCUGGGUAGACAUGCAUAUCCUCGCUAACCGUGUGAUGACCGAGCACAUCAAGCACGGGCUGCUGCAGAAUGGCACAGUGGACAAGAUGAUGGAGCACGAGGUGUCAUCAUACUUCACGCCUUGUGGCCUCGGACAUCUCAUGGGCCUCGACGUUCACGAUGUCGGCGGAUUCCCUGUGGGCCGCGUACGAUCGACGAAGAGGAGUUUGCAGAAGUUGCGCUUAGUACGCAAACUGGAGAAGAAUAUGGUGGUGACAGUCGAACCUGGCUGGUACUUCAUUGAGGCCCAGCUGCGUGUGGCGCUGGCAGACCCCACUAUUUCGGCCUUCAUCAAUGCAGAGCUGCUGGCUCGGUUCCUGGCGUACGAAUUGAAUCGGACGUCAUCGUGA